UUGCAAAACAAUAUUAAUCACCGUAGAAAAUCUUAUCGAAUCCAUACAGCAUUUAGUAUAAAAGUCAACGGGACAGUACAGCUCCAUAUUACAGUAUUCAGUUUCUAUACCUAUUAGUUGCAAGCACGAAAAUGAAGGUCUUGCCGUCUUUGAUUUUGUUAGUUUUGGUAAAUUAUGCUUAUGCGGCAGAUACAACAAAGGUAGGCUCUUGUCAUGAUGUUCUUUUACCAGAAGUAACAAUGAUCGUAGACAACACCAUUUGUACAGAGGGGCCGUGUGUUAUGAGCCCUGGAUCAGACGUUUCUAUAUUGGUCUCCUUUGAUACCCCUGUAAAAUUGGAGCAUAUUAAGCCGAAACUCAUAGCUACAGUAGGAGAUGUUGAGUUAGAAGUAUCUCUGGGCCAAGACGAUGCUUGUGAAGGAAUUGUGAACACGAAAUGUCCAGUGGCAGCUGGCGAACACGUCGAUUAUGAACACGAACAGGUUCUAAGUGACAUCUAUCCCGAGGGGGUUGCUACAUUGACUUCCGUUUUACUUGAUCUCGACAACGAUGGUGCUGAAGUGAUAUGCUAUACCAUUGAUGUUCUAAUUGAGAAAUCAUAGUGUGGACAUUGAUACAAAUACGAACAAUAAAGUAAAUAGUGCAUUUAUAUU
This is a messenger RNA of Anoplophora glabripennis (Asian longhorned beetle), 653 nucleotides long. RefSeq lists its product as uncharacterized. The coding region runs from base 132 to 602 and encodes 156 amino acids. Lineage: Eukaryota; Metazoa; Arthropoda; Insecta; Coleoptera; Cerambycidae. Gene Ontology annotation, molecular function: sterol binding. Gene Ontology annotation, biological process: sterol transport. The record is from RefSeq and is a predicted model, not a curated record. The transcript has 4 exons.